Molecule: messenger RNA, 987 nt
Organism: Lathyrus oleraceus (garden pea)
Lineage: Eukaryota; Viridiplantae; Streptophyta; Magnoliopsida; Fabales; Fabaceae
Product: DNA-directed RNA polymerase V subunit 5C
Exons: 4
Coding region: 120-764 (214 amino acids)
Biological process (GO): tRNA transcription by RNA polymerase III; transcription elongation by RNA polymerase I; transcription by RNA polymerase II
Molecular function (GO): DNA binding
Source: RefSeq, a predicted model, not a curated record
UAGCACGCUUUUCGCGUCUCACACUCGCACAGUCACACUUCGUCUUCUUCCGUCGUUCCACAUUCUCCAUUUCUGUUACAUUCACAAAUAAAAAAAACUCUGCAACAUUUUCCCCAAAAAUGGCGAGCGAGUGCAUUCUUCGUUUACGCAACGAAGGAAGCAUCGAUAGCAUUCGUUACUUCGAAUGCAGAAGAACCUUGAUGGAAAUGCUCCGUGACAGAGGCUACAACGUUUCCGAAUCUGACCUCACUCUCACUCUCCCCGAGUUCCGUUCACGGUUUGGACAGUUUCCCAAGCCUGAAGCCCUUGGUGUCAUCGUUUCUCAUCGCUCUAACCCCUCCAACAAGGUACAGGUUGUAUUUAGAGGAACUGAUGCUAUAAGUAAAAAAACAUUGAAGGAAAUAUAUAGCCAGAUUGUUGACCAUGGAAAUCCGAGUAGGCUGAUACUUGUUGUGCAAAGUAAAAUGACUUCUUGUGCACGUAAAGAUUUGGAAAUCUGUCAAUAUAAGGUUGAGAUUAUAAACUUGAAUGACUUGAUGGUCAAUGUAACAAAACAUGUGCUGCAGCCAAAGUAUGAGAUACUGACUGCUAAUGAGAAGCAAGAACUGCUCAAGAAGUAUAGGGUGGAAGAGAAACAGCUACCUCUCAUGCAAAGAACUGAUGCCAUAGCUAGCUACUUUGGGCUGGAAAAAGGUCAAGUUGUCAAGAUCUCUCACAGUGGCGAGAUGUUUAAUUCUCUGGUAACCUACCGCUGUGUCAUGUAAUAGUUCUAUUGCAUUAUGCUGCCAUAUAUGAAACAGUUACAAGUCCAAUUUUAUUGUUUUAGAACCUAACCUAUUUGCUAGAAAGAUUACAAAUGGAUUGGUUAUUGUUUAGCAAGUUCUAUUGCGAGUUCAUUCUGUGGCGCCUAUAUAUGUUAAAAACUUGUGAUGUUGGAAACUUAUGAUACUGACAACACUUCUUAUUAAGAGGCUUCAUUAUUCAAUA